AGAGAGACAGAGGGAGGCAGAGAGACAGAGAGCCACAGGGAUGCAGAGAGAGCCACAGAAUGGGAGAACCAGAGACAAAUGCAGGAAGUCAACAGACUCAAACAACUGCUGGAGCUGCUGAUGGUGGACCUACAACUGGCCCACGUAAGACAUGUCAUUGUUAUUAUUAAAAGGCAGUGUAUAUUCACCCGGCUGAAAAUGAAUGGCGGCAGUAUGCUAACCCAAUGUUAACUUUUAUGCCUUUCCUAAACGUUAACCCUUACCUUAACCUCACUGAAACUAUACCUAACCUUUACCAUAACCCAACCCUAGGUCCUAAACCUAACCUUCAUUUAUCUCAACCCCUACGCCUUUCUUCUGCCGGUUGAAUAUCCACUUCCUUAUUAAUGUCAUUACUGUUGUUGUUGUUGACAACUGUAUCUGUGCAGGUUGUAAAUAAUUGCAUUAGUGAAACAUCAUUUGUAGGAGUAAUUUCUACAAGCAUAAACAUCAGAGGCAACAUUAAAUUGCAACGGGAAUUUCUCAAACCCCUAACUGAAUGGGCAAGCUAGUUGUGUGUUUGUAUUUGUACACAUUUUGGACAUAAUUGAUUCCAUAAAAUGUCUCAUAAUUUUUUCAAACCAUGUCAAUACAUUAAUUGACAAUGAAUUGUCCAGAUGAAUUGAUCAAAAUGACCCUGCUAUUGAUGUUGUUCAGUGUUUGAUUCAAUUACCUAGGUCUAAGUUGUAUUUCUAUGUAUCAUUCUCUGCAAAUGCUUUGAAAGUAUGUCUUGGUCAUAGAUUAUCACUAAUUUAACCUUUUAAAUUAAAGCAAGAGAUAGAGAGAUUGAGGCUAUGGCAGAAAGUCAUGGAGGAUCAGCGACCAAGACUGGCCUGGAACAACAAACCUAUUGAGACAGAAAGAGAGAGGGAAAGAGAGAGGGAAAAAGAGAAAGAAAGGGAGAUGGAAAGGGAGAGAAAAGCAGAAUUGGAAAGACAAGAAAUGAAGAAGAAAGUGAAACAGGCAGAAGAAACGAUAAAAGUGUUAGAACGAGAGAUUGAGAGCUUGAAAGAGACUGAAAAGGAAGUCAUAGUUGAAAGAGAAAGAGACAUGCGUAUUGCAGAGAAUGAGAAAGUCAAACUGGUUAACGAAAAGGUGAAAGAGUUAGAGAGAGAGGUUGAGAAACUGAAAGAAGAUAUGACAACAAAAGAGAUUCAAUACAAAAUCAAAUUUGAAAGAGCGAAAGAAGCGUAUAGAAGACAGAAUGAGAGAGUGAAACAGGUUAACCAAAAUGUACUAGUGUUAGACAGAGAGGUUGCGAGAAUGAAAGAAGAGAUUAGAUUGAAAGACGAGACUGAACCAGAGAGAACAUUUGAUAGAGACAGAGAGAGAGAAAAUGAUUGGAGACGAACUGAAGAGGAGAUGAAAAAUAGAGUGGAGAGAGAGAUGGAGAUGGAGAUGGAGACAGCCCUCAUCAAUGACAAAAAGACGUCUGAAUUGGAGGAAGUCUUCAAGAAAAUCAAGGAACAGCUGAAAGAAUUAGAAAAUAUGGAAACAGACAAAUAUAAAUGGAAACAGAACCAAAUGGACAUGGAGGAGAAGAUGGAGGGUGAGAACAACAAACAGAAAGAGGUAGAAAGAAAGAGAAUGGAGAAAAUACCAAAACAGGAGGAGGAGGAAAAGGAAGAAGACAAGGAGGACAUUCUCCCACCUGAUAAAAGUAUCCGAAGGAGAGCUGUGGGCUGGAUAAAUAAGAAGUGGGAGAAGAGGAACCUCAAGAAGAUCGAGAGAACCUAUCAGAGAGAAGCUGAGGAGGGCUAA
Salvelinus namaycush (lake trout) is the source of this 1800-nucleotide messenger RNA. RefSeq names its product trichohyalin-like. Bases 847 to 1800 code for a protein of 317 amino acids. The transcript has 2 exons. NCBI's taxonomy places the organism in Eukaryota, Metazoa, Chordata, Actinopteri, Salmoniformes, Salmonidae. The record is from RefSeq and is a predicted model, not a curated record.